Molecule: messenger RNA, 6127 nt
Organism: Scleropages formosus (Asian bonytongue)
Lineage: Eukaryota; Metazoa; Chordata; Actinopteri; Osteoglossiformes; Osteoglossidae
Gene: pdcd11
Product: programmed cell death 11
Exons: 36
Coding region: 99-5489 (1796 amino acids)
Biological process (GO): rRNA processing
Cellular component (GO): small-subunit processome; nucleolus
Molecular function (GO): protein binding; RNA binding
Source: RefSeq, a predicted model, not a curated record
CGCACCCCUCUCUGUAGCUACUUCCGGGGCACGCACGUGUGAAUUUCUCUUUCCAAUGUGCGUGUUAGGGCUGCAAGGAAAGGUGUAAAAGCAGUAAAAUGGCAUCUCCUGAAGAGGACUUCCCACGUGGAGGCAUAUCCAAGAAGAUCAGUGGGAGCAAACCUGUGGUCCAACACGUUGAAGCAGACAACUUGUUCCAGACCUGUGAGACAGCAGAAAAUAAGAAGAAAAGGAAAAGCAUAAAACAAGGAGAUGGGAAGGAUGCAAAGAAGCAGAAAAUUGCUAAAGAAGAAUCGCUGAAACUCAACGCAGCUAAAACUGUUGACAUUCUCCAUCUGAAGAACAUCAAGGUUGGAACAUUGAUCCUGGGCUGUGUAAAGGAGGUCACUGAUUUCGAGGUGGUCAUCAGCCUUCCUAGUGGAAUCACAGGCUUCCUCCCAGUAACCAACCUCUCUGAGGCAUACAGAAAGAUGCUCUGCAGCCAGCUGGACUUGGAUGAUGACACAGAGGAAAUAUUCACUCUGCCCUACCUCUUUCCACUGGGAAUGCUGGUGCGUUGUGUUGUGUCCAGUUUGGGAACCACAAAAACUGGUCACAUAAGCCUCAAGCUCUCCAUUGAUCCUAAGCUUGUCAACAGUGGUCUCAAUGCAGGAACCCUGAAAGCUGGAAUGGUGCUCAGCGGCUGUGUGGAGAGUAUUGAGGACCACGGCUUUCUGGUUGACAUUGGUCUGAGCGGGACCAGAGCUUUCCUUGCAAAACCAGAAGCCAACCAGUGUUCUGCAAAACAGGCCGAACUCAAGGUCGGUCAGUACGUCACCUGUCUGCUGGAGGAGGUUAAAAACAACGGGCGCAUCGUCCGUGUCUCGAUGAACCCCGCAACAGUCGCCCAGACUUUUGCUACGGCUGAGCACGGCUGGACCCUGAGCAGCCUUUUGCCGGGUCUUUUGGUCAACGCAGAGAUCAAGAAGGUGACCAAAAAUGGCUUGGUGCUCGAAUUUCUCUCCUCCUUCACUGGCACUGUAGACUUUCUCAACAUGGAUCCUGAGAGAGCAGAAAGCUACAGCCCUGGAGAUAAAUUGAAAGCGUGUGUGCUGUACGUGGAGCCCAGCACGCGGUCGGUGGGUUUGUCACUGCUCACGCACCUCUUCAAGCCAGGGUGCGUGGUGGAGCCGGUGUUCAGCGAGCGGGUAGGCGAGGUCGUGGAGGGCUGCAGGCUCAAGUGCUUGCAUAGCGCAUCCGGGGCCAUUCUGGAGCUGCCGGAAAAGACGGUGGCCUUCGUUCAUAGAAAUUACCUGCAGGAGGCCAAUGAAUCUUUCAGCCAUAACAAGAUCAUAAGCACACUGUCCCAUGUGUGCAGGAUCAUGGACUUCAGUCCACUGGAGCAGAUGCACACAGCCAGUUUGCGCAGGAGUAUUAUUGAUACACCCUUUCUCAGAUAUCAAGACAUAAGACCUGGGCAGUUGUUAGAGGGUACGGUAUUAUCUGUGCAGCCCUCUGGAGUGAUCGUCAAGGUGACUGAUCACAUUAGGGGACUGGUCCCCAGUCUUCAUGUCGCUGAUGUAGUCCUGAAGAACCCGGAGAAAAAGUACAGUGUGGGGAAAAAAGUCAAGUGUCGGGUGCUGUUAGUGGAGCCUCCCUCUAGGAAGCUCCUGCUGACGAGGAAGAAGGCCCUACUGGACUCCACCCUCCCCCUCAUCCGCAGCUACGCAGAAGCCAGGGUUGGGAAGGUUUCCCACGGCUACGUCGUCUGUGUGAAGGACUUUGGCUGCAUCGUGCGCUUCUACGGCAACGUGAAGGGUCUGGUCCCACUGCAGGAGCUCACCGCAGAGCCAGUGGUCGAUCCGCAGCAGCUUUUCUAUGUUGGACAGGUUGUGAAGACUAAGGUCUUGUCAUGUAACGCUGAACAGGAGAAGCUGCUCCUGUCCUUCAAGGCUGCGAUGGGCCCAGAGAGUGACAGCAUGAAAGAGCACCUUCAGGAGUUUAACUUCGAAAUUGGAACGAAAGUAGAAGCCAGGAUUGUGAAGAAACUUCCGGAUGUCCUGCAGAUGUCGAUCCUGCCUGAAGAAUCUCCAGCUCUCCUUCCGAGAGCCCAUCUGUCUGACCACGUCUCCAACUGCUCUUUGCUUUGGGAAGCAUUAAGAGAGGGAGAUGUGGUCUCCAAUGCAGUUUGUCUCAGCAAGAGCAAGAGCAACGCUAUACUAACUAAGAAGCCAAUUGUGGCAGCUGCCCUAGAGGAUGGCUUUGUAGCCAGGGACUUCUCUGACCUCCAGGUGGGAAUGCAGCUCGUGGGCUGGGUCAAGAACAUCAUGCCAUACGGGGUCUUUGUGGAGUUCCCAUAUGGUCUCGUAGCACUGGCGCCCAAAUCGGCUAUUAGUGACAUGUUUGUCACCAGCACUGAGGGCAUCUUCCAGAUAGGCCAGACUUUGUUGACUAAAGUGACCAACCUGGAUGAGGAGAAGCGCAGGGUGCUGGUGUCCCUGAAGGUGUCGGACGUCUCCUCUGGAGAGGAGGAUUCCCUAGGCAGGCUGUUACAUGGCUUGCAAGAGCGGACAGCGAUGGUAAAAAUGAUGUCAUCCAGAGCUGAUCUGAAGCUGCCCGAGUUUCUCUGCAGUCUGACUCUGGGUCAGAAGCUGAAGGUGACAGUUGGCACUGUGAAAGAGGAUGGGAGCGUGACCUUUGUGGGAGAUGAGCUCCCUGGGGUCACCGUAGUGGCCAAGAAGUACCAUGUGACUGGUGUGAAAGUGGCUCCAGGAGAGAAAGUCACUGUGGUGGUACUCCAUGUGGACCUGCUGGCUCUUCAGGUCCAUGUGUCCCUCAUUCCCGAGUUGGUGGGAAAGAAGAAGCAUCUUGAGACGGGCUCCACUCUGCCAGCGGCGGUGCGGUAUCUGGAGGAGGAGUUUGCUGUCAUCUCGCUGGCUGAUAAAGGCCACCUGACUGUGGUUCACACGACUGCCCAUUUGAAUGAAUCGUUCCGCUUCAAGUCUCAGAAGCUGGCUGUGGGGAGCAGCCUGAGCGUCAUCGUGAAGGACUCCAGCUGUGAAGAGCUUGGAGGGCUUCCUCUGGUGUUACGGGCUGCACUCGCUGAGGGUGCCCAAGGUCCCACCCUCGAUGGGUCCGCGAAGCCCUACAGGAUCGGCAAUGUGGUGACGGGCACCGUGAAAGCGAUUCGACCCCUCUCUAUACUCGUAAGCUUGCCGGACAACGUCAAGGGCAGCAUCCACGUCUCUCAGAUCAAGGAUGUGGUCAGUCCGGGCUCUUACCCCACCUCCACCGUGAAGAAGGGCAGCACGGUCACUGCCAAGGUCAUCGGCACCAAGGAUGUGGCUGCUCAUAAUUACCUGCCAAUUUCCCAUCCUGCAUUCAAGUUUACCGUGCCUGAGCUGACCAUGUUGCCAAGCGUAAUGGAAGGCAAUGCCAGUUUGCAGGGCGCCAAGAUGAUGAGGAAACUGAAAAGAUAUCGUCCUGGAGACGAAAUCACCUGCUAUGUGUCAAAGUAUAACAUGCAGAAGAAGUACCUGGAGGUGGAGGUGUCCCCCUUCAUCAGUGGGGUUGUCGAUUUGUUGCUCAUGACUCUUGACCAUAAAAAACUGAAGCACCCAGAGAAGAUGUAUCGUACGGGCCAGGCACUUAGCGCUAAAGUAGCUGGACACUCCCAUGUCCCGAAGCAGCUCUCCCUGUCUCUUACAGGUGUAUACAGCCUCAGCACCGGGGCGGUGACCCUCGGCAUUGUGCGGAAGGUGGUGGCGCACAGUGGUCUGGCAGUGUCACUGCCUUUCGGCAGGUCAGGGUUCGUGUCUCUGCUGGACCUGGCUGACUCCUACAGACCCAACCCCCUGGAAACGUACCUGGUCGGCACCAUCGUCAGGUGCUGCGUCAUUGGAGAGGACGACGGGUCUUUGCAGCUGUCUCUCCGUCCGUCCAGGGUGAAGGCCAGCUCAGCACCUCCUGUGAGGGAUGUAGAAGUUUUGUCCAUCGACGAUCUUAAGGAAGGCCAGAUUGUUCGUGGUUAUGUCAAAUCCGUAGGAGACUCUGGGGUUUUUAUAAGGCUCUCCAGAUCCAUCACAGGCCUUGCCCGCUACCAACAGUUGACCACCUACUUUGUCAAAGAUCACAGUGUGUAUGCAAAGCACAUACAGCUGAGCGGCCUGUACACCACCAAAGUGGUGAGUGUGAACAAAGAAAAAGGUCACGUGGAGCUGUCACUGCUGCCACAGGACACAGGGAAGCCCGACGUCCUCCCAGAAUCCCUCGGUUUGCCUCUGCGUCUCGGCAGGAAAGAGAAUAAGGGGAAAAGGAAGAGAGCGCAGUGUGAAAGUAAACAAGUGCCGGGCAAGAAUGUGAAGAAGACAGACGUAAAAUCGGACGAAAAUGACAGCGGAGUAGAAGUGUUCUUCCGGGAAGAAGAGAAGCAGGACAAGUCCCGGAAGGCGUGCCGUGCUGUGGAGGGGGUGGAGGCGCAGCCCGUGAGGCUCCACGUGCCAGGGGGCUUUUCGUGGGAUGCGUCUCUGAGCAGCCUGCGGCCCACUACUGCUGCGAAGGAUGAGGACUCCAGUGACGAAGAGGAGGCUCCAGGGCAACCCCGGAAGAAGAGCAAGAAGGACAGAGAGCUGGAGAAGCAGCAGGAGGAGAAGCGGCUGUCGCAGCUGGAGAAUGAGCUGAUGGACCCGAACCUGCAGCCACGGAGCGCCAACGCCUUUGAGCGGCUGGUCCUUAGCUCGCCAGACAGCUCCCUGGUGUGGCUGCAGUACAUGGCCUUCCACCUCCAGGCCACUGAGAUUGAGCAGGCCCGCGCCGUGGCCGAGAGGGCCCUCAAGACCAUCUCCUUCAGGGAGGAGCAGGAGAAGCUCAACGUGUGGGUGGCGCUGCUCAACCUGGAGAACCUGUACGGGUCCGAGGACAGCUUGCACAAGGUGUUUGAGAGGGCGCUGCAGUACUGCGAGCCGCUGCCCGUCUACCAACAGCUGGCGGACAUCUACACCACGUCCAACAAGCAUAAGGAAGCCGAGAUGCUGUAUAAGAACAUGGUGAAGCGCUUCAGCCAGGACAGGGCUGUGUGGCUCAGCUACGCCACCUUCCUCCUGAAGCAGGGCCAGAACGACUCAGUUCAUGCCCUCUUGCAGAGGGCGCUCAAGAGCCUUCCAAAUAAAGAGCAUGUGGAUUUAAUAGCCAAGUUUGCCCAGCUGGAAUUCAAAUAUGGUGAUGUGGAGCGGGGAAAGUCCAUGUUCGACAGGACCCUUUCAAACUACCCCAAGCGCACGGAUCUGUGGUCCAUAUAUAUAGAUCUGAUGAUCAAACAUGGAACUCAGAAAGAAGUGCGGGAGCUGUUUGACCGCGUGAUCCACCUGAGCGUGGCGGUGAAGAGGAUCAAGUUCUUCUUCAAGCGCUACCUGGAGUACGAGAAGAAGAACGGGACGCCAGAGAGCGUGCAGGCUGUCAAGGAGAAGGCGCUGCAAUACGUGGAGGCCAAGGGCUCGGCAGCAGCCAGCUAGAUCUGGAAACGCACACCCGCACCCAUGCAUACACACGCCUGCCGUGUAGCCGUGACCGCCGCUCGCCUGGCUGCACUUUGAGCAGGAAAUUGAUGCGCCCGUCGCUUCUCCUACAGCGCGGUGUCGGCUGCAGUCCUUUCGCCCCUCGCACCCGGGCUGUAAAUGAGCGUAACCCGAAAGUGUCGCCUCUCGUACCGUGUAAACUCUGCUUCCGUUCACUGAGCCCUCGGACCGGCUGGGCAACGGUAUAUGGUUUGGCCUACAAACUGUCUUAGUUAACUGUUAUAGUUUCUAUGAGAAAAUAAUCUGAAGAGUCACAGCUGAUGCUGUUUUUUAUAUAGUUGUUUAAAAUGAUUUCUCAGAACUAUUGUGAAUUUGAAAUGGAUAUUGGAAGUGAGACUUUGCUUUUUUUUUUUAAAUAAACAUUUGUCAUCUGCACUGUUUUCUUUACAGGAUACAUUUUAAAGAGAAUACGGAAAAGUUCUCACUCUUCUGACCCACUGGUCAGGGUGGAUGGGGCACCAAUCCAUCGCAGAGAAGAGAGAGACACACACACACACACACACACCCAAGUCAAUUUACAGUCAUCAGUUUGCCUGUACUGUAUAUCUUAAACUGUGUCAGGAAACCAGAGCACC